AUGAUCGGUGGAAAGUCGUUGUUCUUUGUGGGGCUGCUGAUGAUCGUCAGCCUCCGCAGCACGAUCGCCCAGACGGUGAACUCUACACGGGUAGCCGCCCCGAACGUGACCGAUGUGACGACGACACAGAUACCACCCCAGGUCGCCACCUCGACGGAGCAAUCACUGGCCCGGCGAGUUCUGAGCGCUCUGUGGCUCGAGAUUACGAGACGCCGGACCGAGCGGACCCAGCGCCAGCAGGAACGUCGCGAGGAGAUACUGCGCGACCUGGACGAUCUGGGUGACCGGAAGCGAGAGUUUGAGUUGCGCCGCCAGGAAUCGCAACGGGAUGCGCAGACCGAACAGGACGCCCGGCGGCAGGAGAUGCUAUCACGGCGGGCCGGGCGGUUACCUCAGCGCGAACGUGAGCGCUACAAUCGGCUGCGCUUGGAGAAGCUGAGCCGGCAGGCGCCGCCACCGGUCGAGGAGAACGAAAUCGACGACUCAGUUCCGCUGCUGGAUGAGGUGGUCGAACAGCAGGAACUGGGUGGCGGUGGUGGGCAGCGUGUACGGAACUUGCUGCUGAUCGAAGAGGGGACCGGUAACGUGAGACUAAUCGACUUGGACACCGAAGAAGGCCGAAAGCUGGUGGCCGAGAAGCGGGCUGGCGAAGCGGAGGUCAGCGCGGACACGGCCAGCAAAGCCGCCCAGAACUAG
Messenger RNA from Anopheles cruzii, 696 nucleotides. Its product is annotated as ensconsin-like. Lineage: Eukaryota; Metazoa; Arthropoda; Insecta; Diptera; Culicidae. The coding region runs from base 1 to 696 and encodes 231 amino acids. The transcript is spliced from 2 exons. The record is from RefSeq and is a predicted model, not a curated record.